UUGCACUUUAGUGGUGCAGCAGCACGAGAGGGUGUGGCAUGUGUGCAUGGCUGCAAGGGAGAAGGAGCGGUGUAGCCGUAUAGACUACCUGUGGCGUGUCAGUCAUCACUAUUCUCACAUCUGCCCAGAGGUAGCAUCCUUUUGGGGGUGCAAGCUGCUUGAUCUAGCUGGACCAACUCCAGUUACAGAUCGACUAUGUCCAGGCUGUGGUGCACUCCUACACCCCUCCUCUCUCCCUUCCUCCUCCUCCCUCCCUUCCUCCUCCUCCCCCCCUUCCUCCUCCUCCUUCCCUUCCUCCUCAUCUGUAAGACUCAGAACUGUGUCAAAGAAGAGAUUGAAGAAAUUGAGAAGAAAGAAUGACAUCAUGUGGUUGGGUGCACCUGCCCCUCGGGCCAGAUCAUACACGCUGGUGAAAUGUCGGUGUGGAAAGUCAUACGUUACAGCAGUUCAUGGAGGAAUGCUGACGUCAGCAGUUUCAGUUGCAAAGACUCCAAAACCUGCUAGACGGAGGAAGAGCACCAGUCUGUCAGGAACUCUGAAGAGCUUUCUGGAGACCAGCAGUCGACUGCAGACCCAGAGACAUCGACAGAAGGCCUCUCCUUCUCUCUCCCUCUUCCUCACUGCCCUCAACAAGACGUAGCUAUAAUAAUAAUAAUGACCACCAGAACAAUAAUAAUGGUGCUACAAAAUGCUUGAUUCAGUGUGUUGCUCAAUGCAGUCUGCCACCUCCAGUUUGCUCUGCUCUUUAUGACAUCCAUAAUCAAUCUGCUGAAUACUGACACAUACACCAG
Geodia barretti is the source of this 791-nucleotide messenger RNA. Lineage: Eukaryota; Metazoa; Porifera; Demospongiae; Tetractinellida; Geodiidae. The record is from the annotation of a GenBank genome assembly.